This is a messenger RNA of Paramecium sonneborni, 296 nucleotides long. The record is from the annotation of a GenBank genome assembly. NCBI's taxonomy places the organism in Eukaryota, Ciliophora, Oligohymenophorea, Peniculida, Parameciidae.
AUGAUGAAUAAAAGAGAUGGUUCAACAACAUCACAAACUUCUUAAAUACAUUCACUAUAAAAUGUAUUUGAGAUCAUUGCAAAAUAUAGUAUUUUAUGCUCGGAGGAUAAGUAUUAAUCAAUUAUAUUGCAAGGUAUAUAUAAAAAAAAAAUAUUGCUUAAUUAAGUAAAUAUGAAAAGCCUCGUUAAAGAAGGUCAUAAUCCUUAUUAUAAUAAGUUUUAGAAAAAAAAAGUGAGCUAUAAUCAAAUUUAUAAAAAAGAAAAUGCUUUAUGUAAAAAAGAAAAUAUAUAGUCUGA